This is a messenger RNA of Papaver somniferum (opium poppy), 2106 nucleotides long. Its product is annotated as plant UBX domain-containing protein 11-like. Bases 171 to 1553 code for a protein of 460 amino acids. Gene Ontology annotation, molecular function: protein binding. The record is from RefSeq and is a predicted model, not a curated record. The transcript is spliced from 11 exons. NCBI's taxonomy places the organism in Eukaryota, Viridiplantae, Streptophyta, Magnoliopsida, Ranunculales, Papaveraceae.
UGGUCUUUUGUGCGAACGCGCUAUCGUAAAAAUAGCGUCAGCCUGGGCGUAUCCAUUUUUCUAGUAGGUGAUGACUAGGGGUUAAUCUUAGGAGAGAAUUUUCUAGAAGAAAAAGGAAGAAAUAGAUCGCGCGGUGAAACCAAACCCUAUCGGAAUCGCAUUUAUCAGAGAUGGAGCAGUUUACGUUUAAAGGUUCUAUUCCUGAAGCAAUUGUUGAAGCUAAACAGCAGAAGAAACUUUUUGUAGUCUAUGUUUCAGGGAAUGAUGGAGCAUCAGUGCCUGCGGACGAAUCUGCUUCUGUGGAUUUAGAUGUGGCAGCUUCAAUAACGAAGUACUGCAUAUUCUUGCAUCUUGUGCAAGGAAGUACCGAAGCUUCACAGUUUUCUGCAAUUUACCCACAAAAAUCUGUCCCUUGUGUUACAAUUAUUGGGUACAAUGGAGUAAUGCUGGCGCAGCAUGAGGGUCUUAUCAAUUAUGAGAUUCUAGUAUCUAGUGCUAAACAAGGUUGGAUUAGUCUUCAAAUUCAGGAAACAGCUGCAACUGCAAUCCUGUCUAAAGCAGCAGCUUUGGCAUCAAGUAAUACACAGGCACAAAGUUCCAGUUCUUCCAGCACAACCUCGUUUGAGCAAGGACGUUCUUCGAGCAGCGAGAUGCCGUCAUCUUCCAAAGAGGAGUCCCCUCAGAAUUCGAAGCAAACAAAAGAAAAACAAGAUGAAGCGAGAACAGAGGAAACAAUUGCAGCUUUGGCAUCAAAUAAGACAGAAGCACAAACUCCCGAUUCUUCCAACACUACCUCGUUUGAACAAGGAGGUUCUUCGAGCAGCGAGAUUUUGCCACCUUCAAAAGAGAAGUCCUGUCAAGAUUUAAAGGAGCAACAGUUGCUUAUUGCGAAGCAAAAUUUAAAGGACCAGCAGUUGCUUAUUGCGAAGCAAAAAAAGGAAAAACAAGAAGCAAUAGCUGAGUCAAAGCGUGCCCGCGAAAAUCGGAAAAGGUCUUCCGAUGUUGCUAGUGGACGUAUCAAAACAGGGGAGAGCAGGGUUUUGAAAGAUUCGGGUCUUGAAUCUGUGGGUGCUGGAAUAUCUGCCAAUGUGAUGAAAACCAGUGCACUUGAUAAGAAGGAUGAUUCAUUAGAUAACAUCACAGAUGCUCGUAAAUCAACUGAUGUUCAUCUAAAUAUCCGUUUGCCUGAUGGUGCUAGUCUUCAGAAGAAAUUUUUAGUGACCGACACCUUGGGAUCAGUCAAAAACUAUGUGGAUGAGAACCAAAGUAGUCUUGGUGCAUAUGAUCUAGCUGUUCCCUAUCCUCGCAGAGUCUUCAGUGAGCAAGAUUUGAGGAAAGAACUGUCAGAGCUGGAAUUGCUGAACAGACAGGCAUUGAUAGUCGUUCAACAUCAUCGAUCCAGUAGCUUAAUCAAGAGGCUGUCAUUCUCGGGUGACCAGAGUGACGUUAAUACAAGCAACGAGGGAUAUUUUGGCAGCAUCAAGAGGUUAUUAUCUUAUGUUAAUCCAUUCUCGUAUCUUGGUAAUAGCGUCAGCGCCACAAGUUCUGGAUAAGGUCCCAAUGAGGGUUUAUGGCAGUAUCGUCCAAAUCCCGACCUCCGAAAUCAACUUUCAGGGCCAGAGAGGACGAACGUUCCAUACUCACCUAAUACUAACACCACAGGGACCAACCAAAAUACCAACAAGAGCAGUAAACCAACAGUGUCAGGUUUUGGAAGCAGCAAUGUCCGUACUUUGAACAAUUACAGAAACGAUGAUGGCCCAUCCUCAGCGAAUGAUCGAAAUACUUUCUGGAACGGUAAUUCUACAGAGUAUGGAGGCAACGACAACAACGAUGGCAAAUGAACCACUGACUUUCAGCAUUUACCAUGACAUGAGAAAGAACGAUUAGCUACCAUUACAGUAUAGAUAGGGUUGAAGGUAUACAUGAUGCAUGUAGAGACUUUUUUCUUUCUUUCUUUUCUAUUUUUCAUUUCUUCUUUCUUUUGGUUUUGUGAUUCCCAAAAUUGAUGCCAAAUAGAAGGGCAAAUGACGUUGUCUGCCGGGGAAAACAUAUUUAUCUUUUAAAUUAUUAUAUUUAUUUAUAUUCAGGGUUUGAAAUGUUGAU